Messenger RNA from Seminavis robusta, 2472 nucleotides. The record is from the annotation of a GenBank genome assembly. Lineage: Eukaryota; Bacillariophyta; Bacillariophyceae; Naviculales; Naviculaceae.
ACAAAACAAAACCAACAAACACAAGGAUCAAAAGACAAUCCAAACACAAAACAAUCGCAUUUCUUUCGAGGAAACCAAACCAUGGCUCUAAGAUCUGGCAGAAGCUUUUCCCUGCUGGUUCUGGCAUGUGCCUUACUAGUGAUCAAGACCAAUGCCUUUCACUUGAAUUCUCCAGGGCAGAGACAAACUGACCUGGCCAAGCUUUCUCAGGCCAUUUCCACCACUGCCAAGCCAUCUCGAGUGGAGAUUGAAAAGGCUGCUGGACAAGGCGACAAACAACCCACCAAAAGCUCCAAUGAUCCUGGUCUAGCCGGAGUAAGCGGCCAGCAGACGGAUCCUAAAGCCGAGUGCAAGUGCUACACCAACUGCCCCCUUUUGACUCACAAUCCCGAAGUGAGAGAUCGCCUCGCCAAACUGACUGAAACCCGAAACUACCCAAUGUUUGUGGCUGAAAAGGCCGCCAAGUACCUGAUUGAUGACGUUUGGGGAAACAUGGGUGACAGUGUCGCAGCCAAGGAACGGCUGGUGAUUCUAGGUGCGGGAUGGGGAGCCGCGGCAGUCCUCAAGGGUAUUGACACGAAUCGAUACGACGUGACAGUCAUCAGCCCCCGAAACUACUUCUUGUUCACUCCCAUGCUUGCCGGAAGCGCCGUUGGCACAGUAAAUGUCAGGAGUAUCACCCAGCCCAUUCGAGAUUUCAAUGCCAAUGCCAACUACUUGGAAGCCGCAGCCAAGGAGAUUAACCCUGAGAAACAAAUCAUCAAGUGCACGGGCCUGACGGUCCAAGACAACUCCGAAAUUGAUGAAUUCGAGGUUCCCUACGACCGUCUGAUCGUUUCUGUGGGGGCUCGCGUCAACACCUUUGGGAUCAAGGGAGUCGAAGAAUACUGUUCUUACCUAAAGCAGGUGGACCACGCCCGCAAGAUACGUCGAAAGAUUGUCAGCCUGUUUGAAAGAGCUAAUUUGCCGGGAACACCAGAAGAGGAGAUUGAAAAGCUUCUGAGCUUUGCAAUAAUCGGUGCCGGUCCCACUGGAGUGGAGUUCGCGGGAGAGCUGAGGGAUUAUGUUGAGGAAGAAGGACCAAAGUACUACCCCCAUUUGUUGAAGCACGUCCGCAUCAAGCUGAUUGAAGCAACUCCGGUUGUGCUGCGGCCUUUCGACAAAACAUUGCAGGACGCCGCAGUGGAAGCAUUGACAAUCAAACCAUCCGGCAAUUCUGCCCAUCUGUUUUCAGAAGAGAUUGCUGAACUCGUCGUCAAUAAGAAGGUAAUGGAAGUAAGCCAGGACUUCAUCAAGCUGGAGGACGGGCGUGAUAUCCCGUACGGACUCGCUGUCUGGGCUGGUGGCAUUGGUCCCCUAGAGAUCACUCUCGAUUUGAUCGCAAGGAUUGGGGGACGUCAAGUCAUCAACCAGAACGUGGCCCGAGGAAAGCUUGCAGUGGACCCAUGGCAUCGAGUAAUUGAUGCCAAAGGCAAGAUUUUUGCCAUCGGUGAUUGUGCUGCUAACCAGGGUGGGCCGCUCCCCGCGACGGCCCAGGUCGCGGCCCAGCAGGGUGAGUUCUUGGCUCACAUUCUCAACGUGGGCAAUCACACUAUUGGUUUUGAGAACGGGGUUCAGUUGCCACCCAAAAAAGUGCUAGGACAAACCCAACUUGCCGACUCGAUUGCUGCCUUGUCCACCGGCGAGGAUGAGUACUUGGCACCAUUUCAGUACCUGGACUUGGGAGUACUCGCCUACACGGGUCGAUUCUCCGCCCUGGCGCAACUACAAAUGGCUCCAACCGAAGCUGGCCGCGUCAAGGCUAAGGGAAAGGUUGGGUUCGGUCUGUGGCGUUCGAUCUACCUCAUCAAGCAGACGUCGUUGAGGAAUCAAAUGCUCGUCUUCUUGGACUGGUGCAAGGCUCGCAUGUUUGGACGUGAUAUUACCUUGAUCGAUUAAAAUGCAGCCAACCAAAUGGCAACAACAAAGACGGAUCCUUCAACGCACAUUCUUGGUUCCUUUGACCUCUUCACUUUAUCGAGUAAGCAGGACUCUUUGUUUCUACCAGAAUCACAACCGACGUCAAUUUGGCAGACACCUACACACCUACGCACCAACACAAAACACCAACACAAUCUCUCACACAACAUACGUACAUACACGUAGGAAGCACAAAGGAUAUUGACGAAGAUGAACCAAACGUGGUACCGGAACUGUAUAAGGAAGUAGAUGAUCGUAAUCACACACAUGCAAAAAGUAGCCCAGAGUCGAGUCUUCGGACCUCAGAAUUCUUCUGUUUCAUGUAAUGUUGAUACGUUUUCGCUCGUGUGCUAGCUAGCUAGCUAGCUAGCUAGUAGGGCAGUGAAACAGAGCUGCAAAGUGAACCGACAAUCGUACCGGUAGGUUUGCGGUGGGCUGAAUGAAUUUUAAAUUGAAUCUAGUUUACCCCCUUUUCCUUCCCCAUUUCAACCCCCCUCCAGCCCCUGAGCUCUU